Corythoichthys intestinalis (scribbled pipefish) is the source of this 4934-nucleotide messenger RNA. RefSeq names its product nucleoside-triphosphatase, cancer-related (gene ntpcr). Gene Ontology annotation, molecular function: ATP hydrolysis activity. Bases 56 to 634 code for a protein of 192 amino acids. NCBI's taxonomy places the organism in Eukaryota, Metazoa, Chordata, Actinopteri, Syngnathiformes, Syngnathidae. The record is from RefSeq and is a predicted model, not a curated record. The transcript has 5 exons.
GCAUGCGCCGGAUGUGUUUGCGGAAGUGAGCGGCGUGGCAGGAGGUGGCUACCAAAUGAUAAGGCACGUUUUUUUGACGGGACCGCCAGGUGUGGGUAAAACCACUUUGGUCCAGAAGGCGUGUGAUGCGCUUGUGUCCUCGGGACAGGCAGUGGAAGGCUUUUACACGGAAGAGGUCAGGGUUGGAGGCCGCAGAGUGGGGUUUGAUGUGGUCACAUUGAAUGGAGAAAGAGGCCACCUGUCCAGAAUCAGAGACAUAGUGGGGGAGUCUCAUGGCAGAAGGGAGUACACAGUUGGACAGUACGUUGUGGAUUUACCUUCAUUUGAACGCUUGGCCCUCCCACUCUUCAAAAAGGUGGGCUCGGAUGAUGGGACCGGCAAGAAAGUUUUUGUCCUUGAUGAGAUUGGAAAAAUGGAGCUCUUCAGCCAGUCAUUCAUCAAGGUGGUGAGACAGACAUUAGACUGCUCUUCAUGCACCAUCUUGGGCACCAUCCCCAUUCCUAAAGGGAAACCGCUUGGCCUGGUGGAAGAGGUGCGGAUUAGGAGUGAUGUCAGGGUAUUCACUGUGUCAAGGGAAAACAGAAAUACCAUACUACAAGAUAUUUUAUCAGUACUUCACGAGUGUCUAAAAUAACAAAGCUAACACAAGAAAAACAACUCUUAAAAGGUAAAGAUGCAAUUAUAUUGAAAAGUGUUUUUUUCUAAAAGUAGUGCAGUAUAACAGGGUUGUGACCUGAUCACCCAGCUGUUCAAUGAGCACACAUUCUUCCAUGUUUUGCACUGUGCCAGCUCAAAAAUGGAUUCUGUGCUGAAAAAUUAAUCGAUCACACAGCGUCUUACCUUGUGUUGUCAAAGAACAGUUGUCAAACUAUUCAUAUACAUGUGUAAUUACCCUUUAGACUUUAAGCAAUUAAAGCCAAUGUGCCAGAUGUCCUUAUUAAUGUUAAAUAUACGUACAUAAAUAAUAUUUAAUAUCCAAUUAACACACAGUCUGAUUUCUAACAUUUAUGGUUUAUUCUGUAGCUAGUAAGAAAAAAUAAAGUUUUAUUUCCAGUUGUGUUGAAGUUAUCACAUUUCUUAUUACUGGUUACUAUAAACUAGUUUUAUUCUCAUAUGUUGCACGUAUGAUGACAGAAGAUAAUGUGGUGCAGAACACAAAUCAUAAUUUUGUUUACAGCAGUACUUCACAGGCAAAUAUGGGAAAAAGUUACCAUUGGUCUCCCUUAUGUUAAGGCGUGAUGAAUGUAACCCAUGUGUCACUUAUGUAUUACAGUUACAGAACUUAGAAACAUCAAUUAUGAUUACCCAUUAAUUAUAACACGUUAGAUCAUAGAUUGAUAUAAAUUCCACAAGUCAAAAUUAACUAUGUGAUCAACUUAAUGUGCCACUAACUUUACUGAAUAGUGGUUGCACUAGAUACGGAAUGGCUUUGUAACCCCACUGAACCCCCAAAAUACAGUAAAACUGGGAUUUUGUACUUCGGCCUUGAUCAUUAUGUGGUUUCAUUCCAUAUGGUCUCAGAUUACUGUUAAGGAUAAAUAUUAUUACUGACUUUUAGAGGAUUUUGGAGUUAUCAGAUUGUAUUGAUGUUGGAUUUAGUUUGUUGUCACAGUUUAGAGUUCUAAUGGGUAGCAUAUAUGCAAAGUGAGGACUGUAAAAUUUUAAGAAAUAAUCCUCUGUCAACAAUGUGUGUGGUGUGUGUUUGUAUUAGAGCUGGUACUAAAACAUAUUUUAUUUGCAGAUUAGAUUCAUACGACACAGAACCUUUGUCAGUACACAAUGUCCUGGUACACGAGUAUUUGAGUACUCUCUUUUGAAUGACUGUUUCCAGUUGUUUAUCAGAAAGAGAAAAAUGUGCACUUUGUGCUGAAAUGUUUUUCACCAAUUUAUAAGCAAUACUGUUCUGAAAAAAAAUCUAUCCUAAAAUGGUACUUUAACUUUGGGUCAUUUCAGUUUUGGCCAGGAAUAUAUACGUACAGUGGGGAGAACAAGUACUGUAUUUGAUACACUCACAAUGGGAAAACCCAUUGGUCUCCCCACUGUAUAUACAUACUGUAUGUAUAUACAGGUAGUCCCCGGUUUACAAACGAGUUCCGUUCCUACACUGGUGAUGUAACGCGAAUUUCCAAGUAAGUCGGAAUUAACCCUUUAAGUACCCCUUAAUAAAUCAAAAUAACUAUCCAAAAGUGGCAUUAUAGGUCAUAUUAAUAAGAUAAAGAAAAAAAUAAGAUACUGUGAGGUAUGUUGUGUUAAAUGUUUUUAUAUUCAAUGACUAUUCAGGCUUUUAAAUAAAACUAUUCAGGCUUUACUCGAGAGUGAGUCGCCUUGCUGAGAGAACGGAGCUGUGGAAAGAGUAGGGAGGCGAGAAAGUGGGGAUAUCUUGGCCGCUCAGGUCGCCAGUGGUGCCUCUCAAUGCGAGCCAGCCAUCCGAACUUAAAAAAACGGAUCGGGACUCGCUUGAGGAAUCGGCGCUGGGGGGGAAGCAACAACAUGAGAACAAGGAAGUUGGAACUGCAGGACGGCGGCAACUGCUGUGGGAAGAGGAGAUCCUGACAUGACGAACAGCAACAGGAACUAUAGGUACUGUUUACGCGACUAAAAAAAAACGACUGGAGACAGAAAGGUGGACGAAACUCUGGCAUCGUAAAGUUUAAAUCACGUAAAUCUACAGUAGCAGGUACUGUAUAUAAGGUAUUUACUCAUCUAAACUAUAGCUUUCAAAGGCCUUGUUUGAAUCAAACAAACUUCCGUCUUGUGUGAGCAUUUAUUCGGUAGAUCGGAUUGAAGUUUUACAGUUCUGGUACUUGCCCGGUCACUUCAAAGUGAAGCUAGAGUUUUGACUUAUUUUUAAUAUUGGUUGUGUAACUGACGUAAGCUAUCAGGCCAGCUGCAGUGAGAGUAGCCAGCUGUGAUGUGCGUCAGACAUGCUGCUGCGCCAGCAUCUGCUCGGUGGCCACAUAUGACAUGGCUGUCCAUUAGCUGGCACUUUAAAGCAGUGUGGCAAUGGUGCCGCUUCUCAGCUUCCAUUGCAGUAUGAUAGUUAAUGUGUUUUUUUGGGCACAGAUUUAACAGGCAAUUGGAGUUGAAGCAUUCAACAGUGUGGUGAGAGCUGCUGCUCCUGAUUGGCAGGUUUUAAAAACGCAGCAUGGUAGUAGACGGAUUAUGUACAAGUGACGCUGACUUUUUGCAGGUUUUUCCACAUAAGAGCUGUGUGGAUACUUUAGCUGUGCCAUUAUGCAAUGUGGACAAGCAAUGAUCUAAACAAACUGAUCGAAACGCAAAACACUCAUCAACAUCAUCUUUCAGAUUUUGUUUAAAAAACAAAAAAAGAAAUCACUAUUUGUGGAACACUUGUGAUUUUUUUUUUCCACCCACAUGUGCAGUUUAACAUAAGAAAAGCCUCAUGGCCUGCCAGGCUUUCAAUCACUUGGAGAAACCCUGGAGUUAUGUUCAUAAUUGUUUGUAUUCACCACACAUUCCUCCUCAUCUUAUACUCUUUAAAUACAUUCGAAAACACUCAAGUUCAUACAUAUUGUAGGCCUCAGCUCAUCCGCACCUCUAAUGCAGUGAAGGAAGAGCUUUUCGGAUUUCAUUCUUGAGUGUUUUACUAGGUUGAAUUGUAUUAAAUGCAUCAUUCGUUGUCUCAAAAAGUCAUAUAAAAAAAAAUAAUAAUAAUAAUAAUAACUGACCGCGUAGUUUUUGAGUAAUGGCCAUAGCAACACCUUAGCAACGAGGGACGCGCCGCCCUGCCGACCGCUACCUGAUGACGUAACUUCCAGGGGGCCUAGCCACCACUCUGAACACGGAAAUAUAGACCCUACUCACCUACGUCACAAAAUGGGCGUGUCGCUGUUUCCGGCCGCCAUAUUGUACCUCUUUUUUAGACCUAUUCUCAUUGUUUUCAAUUAGUCGAGCAAGUUAUAGAACAAUUCAUGGAAGCCCCGGUGUUAUCUGACGCUGUAAACUCAUUGGAUCCGUUGCAUAAAAGGCGUUUCGUGGAAAAGCUUCAGUUUAUCCAUUCGCCAGAUCCGUAUUUGAUGCCUAAAUCGAUGUUUUUCGACCCGCUGGCUUCGCCUGACAUCUGAUAUCCUGAUAUUUACAACUAUCUUGUCCACACAAAUUAGCCUAUUCUCACGAAAGUUUGAAAAACUUCAAGAGCUUGGAGGCUUAUAAAUGCUACGUUGCUGGUUGGGUGAAACACUUCCUCGUACACGAAAAUUCGGCAGGAAUCUUGUGCUCGGAAGGUGAGUUACGAAAUUUUCAAUUCAAAAUCUUUUGUUCUUGCUAACAUCCACUGUCAAGUCUAAUGUAUUUCAUGUCAUUUGUCAAUGGAGCUAGGGCUUUUAAUGUUUAUAUGGUUUAGCGAUAGCACUCACUACAUACAUACGUGUAUGUUGUCGGCGAUUAGCCUAGCAAUGAUCUUAAUUGUGGUUGUCAGCCCAAAACCCUCUAAAUAUAUAUUAAAUGCAUCUUACCAGAUAUAAAAUGACUACUACAUAAUCUGUGGUAGUCGUUUGGAGCCCAGUUUUCUCGUCGAAUUGCAGCAGUCAAUCGCGGUCUCCUCUUCGGGUCUCUCGGAAUACGGUAAAAAUUCAAGUCUCUCCGUCUAUCUUCUCUGUUUUUGCAACCGACCGCCACACACGACUUCACCAUUUUGAUUGUUUAAUGUUAACGAGCAGAAAAACACGCCAUAAUAGGAGGAAUUUACGAAGCGCUAAUGCAUUAACAUGACUAGUAUCCGGACAACAUGGCACGGGGGCGUGGCUGUGACGUCACGUGAGUAGGGUCUAUAGCACCACGCUAUCCUCACCAUCUAUUGCAAACAUUUUCUGGGUUUUAGACACGAGAUUUGUCAUGCCAUCUUGAUGUGUAGCAAUGAAUUGCUCAUAGGAAGACUCGAGACUCUCUGGCCAUGUCCACACAAAGCAGUUUUU